UUCCCCUUGCAGGACCAGCACCCGCCAGCAAUGAAUCCCCCAGCAACACCUCCAAAGCUCCCCCAACCGCAGCUGAGAGAGAGAACGGAGAGAAUGGAACCAAGUAGAAGCAGGAGAGAAGAGCGCCUGCGUGUCAUAAAUACUCACUUGAAUCUCGCCCGCAGGUGUCACAAGGAUGCUGCUCAGAAACCAAAGCCAGUCAACAUUGGAUGGCGUGGAACUUCAGCAGUGGAGGCAGUGGGGGUGGAAGUGGAGCUGCCACCCAAGGGUCUGGAGGAGGCACACACCACACUGCUCACCCCUCCUGCCCUCAAGUUCGUGGCUGACCUGACAAAGCGGUUCAACAGUGAAGUGGACCUUAUGCUGAAUGAGAGAGUUAGAAGAAAAGUGGAGCUAGAUGUGACAGGCAACCGUCCAGAGUUCUUGGUCAACCCACAGGCUCAGGCACCUGACUGGAGGGUGGACCCUGCCCCAAGGAGGCUGCAGGACCGCAGGCUGGACCUUGGAGACGUGUCUCCUGCCAACACGGAGCAUUUUGUGGCAGCUCUUAAGUGCAAGGUCAAUGGUAUCCAGACAGACUUUGAUGAUGGUCACUGCCCAACGUGGCCAGCCCAGCUACGUGGCCUGUACAACGUGUUCAAGGCAGUGCACGGCUUGUUCCCUGACAUCGGGGACAUUGGCAGCCUGCCGGUGCUGAUGCUGCGGCCCCGGGCCUGGAACAUGAUUGAACACAACAUGCUGGUGGAUGGCCGGGAGGUGCCUGGCCCUCUGUUUGAUUUUGGCCUGCUGAUGUUCCACUGUGCAGGGCGGCUCAUGCAGGCUGAGAGUGGGCCCUUCUUCUACCUGUCCAAGGUGGAGGGUGCUAACGAGGCACGCCUGUGGAAUGAGAUCUUCUGUUGGGCUCAGGACCAGCUUGACAUUCCCAGGGGAACCAUCAAGUCGUGUGUGUUGAUAGAGAAUGUCCUCGCCUCCUUCCAGAUGGAGGCAAUACUGUACGAACUCCGCCACCACUCCAUCGGCCUCAACUGUGGCAUCUGGGACUACUCCGCCUCCUUCGUUAACAAGUUUGGUCACCGAGAUGACUUUGUGCUGCCAGACAGGAACAAGUACGUGAACAUGCAGCGUCACUUCCUCCGCUCCUACAUGGACCUUGUCGUGCACACCUGCCACAGGAGGGGAGCCCACGCUACAGGGGGGAUGGCUGCCACUAUGCUCGUCUCCAAAGAUUCCUUCCUGGUGAGUCAGGUGACGGCGGCAAAGCUGAGGGAGUUGGUGGCUGGCGUGGACGGCUUCAUGGUGUACGACCUGCGUCUGGUGCCUGUCAUGCUCAAGCUGUAUAGGACCCUUGGAUUCAUCAACCAAAUUGAUCGUGUGAGAGAUGAUGUGAAGGUGACACCAGCUGAUCUGCUAGAGAUGCCUGCAGGAGGUGUCACACUGGAGGGCCUGAAGCACAAUGUGGCAGUGGGCAUCCUCUUCAUUGCAGCAUGGCUCCGGGGGCAGGGCCACUACGUAUACAAGGGAGCAGUGGAGGAUUCGGCCACCGCGGAGAUCUCCAGGUCCCAAGUGUGGCAGUGGAUCAGGCACAGGGCCACGCUGGAAGUCAGUGGAGAGGUGAUCACCCGCAAGCUUGUCCAGACCCUCAUCAAGGAAUUUGUCGAUUCUGCAAACACUGAAAUAGCACCAGAUGAGGCAGCAAGGGCACGGCUGUCAGUGGCUGCCGAGAUUUUUGAGGAGGUGGUGACAAAGAGAGACUUUCCUGAGUUCCUGACAACUUACCUCAACCAGGACCACACCUUCAGGGCACACCAGAAGCUCUCCUGCUAAACUUUGGGACCACAGACGCCUGGCUUAGGUCUUUUAGCUGAGAUCCUUUGCCUACGCCUAACUGAGACCUGGCAAAAUAUUAUUCUUUGUUAAACGUAAGAGGAUAGAAAUUUAAUAGCAGAUCUUGUAUUGAAUGUGCAAUAUUUUCUUUUGUGUUAUUCAUCAUUGAUAUACUGUAAAUCUCUCUCUCUCUCUCUCUCUCUCUCUCUCUCUCUCUCUCUCUCUCUCUCUCUCUCUCUCUCUCUCUCUC
Molecule: messenger RNA, 2074 nt
Organism: Scylla paramamosain (green mud crab)
Lineage: Eukaryota; Metazoa; Arthropoda; Malacostraca; Decapoda; Portunidae
Product: malate synthase-like
Exons: 11
Coding region: 31-1824 (597 amino acids)
Biological process (GO): glyoxylate cycle
Cellular component (GO): cytoplasm
Molecular function (GO): malate synthase activity
Source: RefSeq, a predicted model, not a curated record